AUGGCCACUGAUCCUAAUGUCGAGGUGCCUCACAACGUGGUUAUAUACACUAAGAUACUGCCCUAUACUACCAAACUUGCCGAUAUAACCUGGAACCCCGAGGGUAUCGUCUUAUCUGGAGGUCCCUCCUCCGUUUACGAUGAGAGCUCGCCUCAUGUUGACCCCGCUGUCUUUGAGCUUGGUGUUCCUAUUCUAGGCAUCUGCUAUGGUUGCCAGGAAAUUGCCUGGCAGAGCAACUCUGAGAACGUUGCUCGUGGAAUAGCUCGAGAAUACGGCCAAUCCGACGUCACCAUUCACAAAGUCGACAGCCAUACUGACCGUCUCUUCGCUGGUUUGGGUGAGACCGUGCAUGCCUACAUGAGUCACUUUAACGAGCUCGUCCGCCUGCCUGGGGGCUUUGUGGUCGUUUCCCGGCAUUGCCCACCAGGCCAAGCCCAUCUUCGGGUAAUUAAUAGUACUAAGCUUUUCCUCAACCACCUCAAGGGCGUCACAGAGCCACAGAAAAAGCGCAAGAUUAUUGGAGAAACCUUGAUCGACUUGCUUGAAAAAGAAGCCAUAAGGAUUGAGACGGAGGCUGAGAAUACUCCCAACGUUGAAAAUGUUUCUUGGUUUCUCCAUGGAACGCUGUACCCGGACGUCAUAGAAUCUCUUUCCUUCAGAGGCCCUUCAGCGACUCUAAAAACCCAUCACAACGUUGUGGAUCUGCCCAAGCGCAUGAUGGAUGAUCAAGGCUUACGGCUCCUUAAGCCACUUCGCGAGCUAUUCAAGGACGAAGUCAGAAACCUUGGUCGACGCCUAAAAACUCACGAAGAUCUGGUUAAUAGGUUUUCCUUCCCAGGGCCCGGCAUUGGAGUGCGCAUUCUUGGAGAGUGUACACAUGAACGGAUUUGA
Molecule: messenger RNA, 891 nt
Organism: Trichoderma aggressivum f. europaeum
Lineage: Eukaryota; Fungi; Ascomycota; Sordariomycetes; Hypocreales; Hypocreaceae
Exons: 3
Coding region: 1-891 (296 amino acids)
Biological process (GO): GMP biosynthetic process
Cellular component (GO): cytosol
Molecular function (GO): GMP synthase activity; ATP binding
Source: RefSeq, a predicted model, not a curated record